AUUCAUAAACAUAUUACUCAUUUUAGCUUAGCAAGGAAAUCGUAAUUACCAUUCUAUACAACGCUGAAUAAAAUCAAUUAACCAGAGCGCCAUCUAGCGAGUCUCUAAAGUCUGGAAGCAUUUUGCAAAUAAAUAUUUUAUUUUACCAGUUAUAUAGGACUAAGGAACAAUGGGUCCACCCAAGAAGAAACAAAAGACGCAACAAACAACUACUACCACUUGUGAGAUAUGUGAAAUCACUCUCAACUCAGACCUUCAGCGUGAACAACACUACAAUGGUGCUAAACAUAUGAAGAAAAUGAAAGCAAAGGGUGUGCAAUCUCCUACAACUCCUAAUGCACCUAUUGCACCUAAUAUACCAGCUGAACCUGCUACACCGACCACAGAAAGCAAUUCCUCAGUAUCUGAAAGUAAUGGAAACAACAGUGCUGAAAACAGUGCCAAUCAGGCAGACAACAGUGCCAAUCAGGCAGACAACAGUGCCAAUGGAAGCACUUCCACCAACCCAGUCCCUAUUUCCCCUCAG
Molecule: messenger RNA, 526 nt
Organism: Owenia fusiformis
Lineage: Eukaryota; Metazoa; Annelida; Polychaeta; Sabellida; Oweniidae
Source: the annotation of a GenBank genome assembly